UACAUAUUAAACAGCUAGAUUCAAUCAAAAGAGAUAAGUUUAAACUAAUUCCAAUCUACUUCCAUAUAGUCAAGUUCCUAAUUAUAGAAUUAUAAUAGUUACUUCAUUAAAUACUGCUGAUCUAACUGUAUAAUUAUUGAUAAUUUAACUAUCCUCAAGUUAAUUAUUUUGAAAGUAUUAUGACUAACUUUCUACUUAAGGUUUUAGGUCAUUUUAAGGUAUUUUAGGCACCAUUGUCCCCCAUUUCCAAACACUAUCAUCUAAAGGAUGUGGUUUCGAUGGUUUGUUAGUAAAAACAAUGGGAGACUAACUCAUUAAUUAAUUUUAAUAAUUAUUGUGGAUAAUUAUAUUUUGAGUUAAUUAAUGUUCUCAUUCUUUAGUUGUUCUAAAGAUAAAUAUAAUGAAACAAG
Paramecium sonneborni is the source of this 410-nucleotide messenger RNA. Lineage: Eukaryota; Ciliophora; Oligohymenophorea; Peniculida; Parameciidae. The record is from the annotation of a GenBank genome assembly.